AUGAUCACUCAGGAGGAAAUGGAAUACUUUAACACAAGAGACGCGUCUGAAUGGUCUCUGCUUGGAUUCUUAGAAUGGCGGUCGCAAUUUUCGGACUUCUCAAAUAAAAUGGCCGAGCACGGUGUCUUUUAUUCCCUCGUUAAGAAAAUUAUAAACAAAAGUGGAAACAAAUCAGAGGUGGCGCGAAAAGCAAUCACAAAUCUGAGGGAUGAAAAGGCCUCGGUAGAGGUGAGAAAAUUUUGGAAUAAUCGAGAAAUGGCAAAAUUGCAGGAGGUAAUACAACUUCAGCAGUUAGAAAGGCAGAAGAAUAUCGGACGAAUCGAGGCUUCCGAUUGGAACUACGUUCUUGAUCGAGAUGAAGAACUAAAUUCGCAUGCUCAACUUGUUCGGAAGGGGAGACGGCACAUUCUUGCUUCAGGUAGUCCAGAGGUCACUUCGCUGGUUGCUCCAGAUGAGACGCCGCGUAAGGGAUUGAGCAGUAAGAAUAGUAAUAGUAAUACGGACAGUGAAGUCCUCAAUGUGCAACUAAAGCGCAAAUCUGCGAGUGAUGACCCUAUACUUGAUCAGUGCCGAACAAAAAAAAGACUUUCCAGUGUUUCCCCGACUCCACAGGCGGCAUCAUCUCAAAUGCAAAUGAGUGAUGUUUGGUCUGACGACGAUGCCGAAUUGGAUAUAUUGGCUGGGAUGUUGUCACAUGAAAGCCCAGUCAUCAUCAACGAUACGAAGGGACUGAAGCUAGGAUUGCCACCUCGAAGCGAAUCCAGAUGGCUUAUAAACGGGAUUGAUGUCUCGGAAAAAUGGCAUCGAUUUAAAGAGAAAUCGUUGGAGUUAGCGACAGAGAGUGGCCUUUUAGUAGAGAGUCACACUCAAGAAAUAUUGUCUUUGUCGCAUAUUUUGCUUCUAAAACCAAAGCAACAUUCCCCGUUAAUGGUGGAAGUGUUUGGCAAAGAUCUCUUAGAAAUGAUGUUCAGAGACAUGCUGCAUAGAUUCACUAAGCAGGAGACAGAAUUUGAUUUUGAAAUGUUUACAAAGCUUAUGCAGAUUGUGAAGCAACUGCAGCAGGAAAAGUUUACAAGAGAUAUUGCAGUUGCAGAACUUCAAAAGCUAAUGAUUGGUUGUUCAUCUCGAGAGGUCACUAUUUUGAAGGCCAUCAGAAACAUCAUAGAAAAGGUUCCAAGAACAGCCUUGAAAAGCCCUGUUGGAGAAGUAGAACUUUGCAUGACAUAUAUCAAUCCAGUCUUGGCACCCAUUUUUGCCAACCCUGACCUUGAUGUCUUUUUGCGCUGGUCUAACAAGCAGGCACCCGAGUCCAAAGCAAGAAAAUUGACAGGCCGUGCGAGACAGCCCGAUGCCAUCAUAAACAAUGUUGAUCAGUUGUCUUGGGGUCCCAGUAGGGGGCAUGGCGAGGCUAAGGUACAAGAAGAAGAAAAAAAUCUAUAUAAUCUCUGUAGUGAUCUUGUCAGGGUUGCUGUCUUCAAUAAAGAUGGCAUUGAUUUUUAUCACAUGCAAUGCAUGCUUGGGUUUCAAGUCGUAGUCAUCGAAAUGGAAUCAAACAAGCGCGAUACGCUUGCUACGCCUAAUUUCAAGAAGUUAAUCGCAGACAGCCGCGAUCGGCAUCGUUAG
Messenger RNA from Paraglomus brasilianum, 1623 nucleotides. Lineage: Eukaryota; Fungi; Glomeromycota; Glomeromycetes; Paraglomerales; Paraglomeraceae. The record is from the annotation of a GenBank genome assembly.